Penicillium cataractarum is the source of this 2277-nucleotide messenger RNA. RefSeq names its product SNARE-binding exocyst subunit SEC6. NCBI's taxonomy places the organism in Eukaryota, Fungi, Ascomycota, Eurotiomycetes, Eurotiales, Aspergillaceae. The record is from RefSeq and is a predicted model, not a curated record. Gene Ontology annotation, cellular component: exocyst. Gene Ontology annotation, biological process: exocytosis; exocyst localization. Gene Ontology annotation, molecular function: SNARE binding. Bases 1 to 2277 code for a protein of 758 amino acids. The transcript has a single exon.
AUGGCGCAAAAUGCAAGCGCCGAUGGCACGGUAUCCAUGCCAAAAUUGGAGGACAUCCUGCGCCAUCCGGAAGAUCUCGACAAGAUCAAUGGCCUGAAAGCCGAGUACCAACGCAAGAAAGCCGCCGUCGACUCGCGACUCCGUGAGGGCCUUCGUGAGCAGCUCGAGGCUGUGCAGCGCAGUAUCGGAAUAUUGACCGAGGGUCAACGACAAGUCUCCAAGACCCGAGAUGAAUUACAAGCCAUUGAUAAACUAUGCGCCGAAUCGCAGGAUAGCGUGGAGGACUUUGCUCAGAUCGACAAGUUGGCUCGGAUUCAACGGCAUUUUGAUGCUACGUUAAUGAUGAAGAAGGGAUUGGAGAACUUUGGUGCGGAUCUCCAGGAGGUGGAGGAAUUGUUGAGGGAGGAUGAUGAUGAUUUGGAGAAUCAGCCGAAUCUUUUAAAGGUUCAUAUGCAGAUCUCCCGUCUACGAGAUUUCCGUGACGAGGCGAUGGACCAGAUUCAAAAGUCGCGCGAUUCCAGCAGCGAGGAGACCUUGACGGAAUAUUUCCAAGGGCUGGACUCGGCUAUUGAUUGGUUCGAUGAUCAUCUCGGUACCGCUUGCAUGAACCUGAUUCCAUUGGUCCAGGAAGAUAACAGGAGCAUGGUGGUUCGAUUAGCGGUGGUCGUAAUGAACGAGGAGAAGAAUGACGAUACUGUCAAGGCAUUGCAGGAAGCGCAAAAGGACCACAAGGACCUAGCAAGCCGCUUCAAGUCUAUGAACAUUGGGCCCAAGACUGUUCGAGGCUACAAGGAUAAGUUCCUCCAGGCCAUCGAAUUCUACGCACAGAAUCAGUUCAACAAUACUAAAGACGAGUUCCUUGAGGACCCAGAUCAUAUGGAGAAGAGCUUCCGGUGGUUCUUCAACGAUCUCUUCACAGUCCAGCAGGGUAUGCAAGCCCUCAUGCCGAAGAAGUGGAAAAUCUACAAAACAUACACCGAUAUCUAUCACCGCAUGAUGCACAAUUUCCUCGUUGAGUUCAUCGACGACCCCGAGGUCCCUGCAGACAACCUGCUGAAGAUUAUCCACUGGAGCGACAAGUACUACAAGAAGAUGAAGAAGCUGGGCUGGACCCCCGCCGAACUCCAACCCAAUAUUCUGGAUGACCGUGAACCAGAACUGGUGCGACAGUGGCAGAGUGUGAUUAUCAAUGCUGUCGAGGAAUGGAUGGACCGGAUCUUCGACACGGAUAAGAAGGGUCUUGUGGAGCGACAAGCAGAUGCCCUGGACACGAAUGCAGAUGGUUACUUCCGGACCAAGACGCAGGCAGAUAUGUGGCGUAUGCUUCACGAACAGAUCAUGGCGGCUGGACAAUCCGAAAGAGCCGACGUGGUCGAGGGUGUCAUCGAUGCCAUGUUCCGGGCUCUGAAGGGCCGACAGAGUGCCUGGCAGGCACUCAUUGAUGAAGAGUGCAACAGGGCCAAGGCUCCUAGCGGUGAUAACGAGGGAGUGCAGCUGCUGCAAGACUGGUUGGUCGGCGUGGCCAAUGACCAGAUUGCUUGCAUCGACGACAAUGAGGAGACCGGUCAAAUGGGCUACUUGACCCGAUUCAAGGCCGACGUCGAGCCCGUCGUGACCGCGAAAUACAUGGCGACUCGGGCCACGUCAGAGCUGGACGCUCUACGCGACGGAUAUGUGGACCUUAGCACGCACUGCCUGGCACUAUUCGUGGACAUUGUUUUCACUGUAGAUCUCAGCUCAGUCCUCACAGAUCUCUUCACGCCCCGAUGGUACGGUGAAUUCGCCAUUAAGCGUAUUACCACAACCUUCGAGGAUUACAUGGUCGACUAUAGCCCAGUUCUACACCCCUCUCUCGUCGACAUCCUAGUCGAAGAACUCUCAGACGAAUUGCUGGUGCGAUACCUCUCAUCAGUCCGCAACAAGGGCGUCAAAUUCCGCCGCCAAGUGGAUCCCUUCACGGAUAAAUUCAAGGACGACAUCCUCACCGUCUUCGAUUUCUUCCAAAAAUACGAGGACUCCUUCCAGUCUACUAUCAAGCAGAAGUGGCGCUUGGUCGACUGGCUUGUCCGCUUGCUUGAAGCCGAGAAGGGUCAGGCUAUUGUGAAUGUCUACGAAUCGUUCAAGAACGAGUACUGGGAUCUACAGCUGUCUUGGGUGGAAGCUGUCCUCCGGACUCGGGAUGACUUUGAGCGCAGUAUGAUUAGCUCUAUUAAAGCCAAGGCGGCUGAGUUGUCUGUUGAGCGUGGCAUGGAGACUAUCAUGAGUCGUCUGAGGUGA